AUGGCCGGGGCUGUGAACCUGGUCAAGACCCCGCCGCGGGUCGAGCUCAUCGGCCACCGCCUCUUCCUCGUGCUCGUCGGGAACCUUCCCCCAUUACUGGGCUUCAUGACUGGGCAGCACGACCUCGUCUGCGACCUUCCCUCCAACCUUCCCUCUGAUGUCUCUCAGGCGAUGCUGGACGCCGCCGUCGACUUCCACACCGAGUGCGCCGAGGCGCUCGAGGAGGUCGAGUUUGUGCUUCGGCUGUCGUUCCCUCUCCUUCCGAGACUGAAACGGCUAUCCAUCAGGCCACCUCCGUCACCAGCAGCCGGAUACGAUCGCCAUUCGUUUUGUGUCAGCUAUGAGCCGACAGCCGAGCUGGAGCCCUCAGAACUUCCUCGCAUCGGUCUCGCACAGGCGCCGAUCAACAUGUUCCGCCUUUGCUACCCACCGCAAGGCCCUCGAUCACCCCCAUGGUAUCGCAGCGGCACCUUCUUUGACCUGACUGAGGGGGCUAGCCCGCGCAUGGAGGCAGGUAUGGGAGCGCCCCAAGACUUCAAGGCGCACAUGGGCCUCUACCUCCACGCUCUCGUUCGUGUUUGCCAGAUCCGGGACCAGCUCCUUCCCUCUGUCGCCACCGCCGCAGGACGAACAGGCAUCAAGCUUCAGAUGCGCGUUACCGGCGGAGACAAGCCUUCAGCUCCGCAAGUCGAGAUUGAGCAGACCGAGUCACGGCAGUUCUCCUUCGACAUCGAGAGCCUGCAGGUCGACAUUCUAGCCAACGGCGUGUUCGAGAUCAUCGCCCCGCCGACAUCUCCGCCGAGACCAUGGCACGUUCCGGCGUACAUGUACCUCGUGUCUGAGGCGGAAGCCGUGCUCGACGUGCACGCCUUGACGCCGCAGUGGCGCAUCGACGAGUUCCGUCAGCUCGCCGCCAAGACCCACGAGCUGCAGUAUCCCGCCACGCGUCAGAUCGAAGGCAUCGUGACCGCAUUCGACCCCUCCCACCCGCGGCUGCAUGAGCUGGUCCCCGUGCCGCCAAAGGUUGCUCCUGGCAUGCGCCGCAUCCGACAUGCUGUCAACACUCCAUAUACGCAAAAGUCUGAGCUCCCCCAGCUCGCGCAGGUAGGCGACGCCCGCUUCGCCCUGCACUACCCUCCCGCCGAGGGCCUGCGCCCUUCCGUGUUCAGCGUCCACAGCGACGAGCUCGACACGGACGAGCGCCUCGACGAAGAACGCAUCGUCAUGGUCGAGACGCUCGGUAUCGUCGUCCAGCAGCUUUUCGCGUGA
Messenger RNA from Trichosporon asahii var. asahii CBS 2479, 1269 nucleotides. RefSeq lists its product as uncharacterized. Bases 1 to 1269 code for a protein of 422 amino acids. The record is from RefSeq and is a predicted model, not a curated record. NCBI's taxonomy places the organism in Eukaryota, Fungi, Basidiomycota, Tremellomycetes, Trichosporonales, Trichosporonaceae. The transcript has a single exon.